AUGAGGCCUUUCUUCAAGCCCGACAGCUGCAGCGUCGAUGGCCUUGCGGGAAACCCGUUGUCCAGAGCCUUCGACUCUCUCACGGGAGACCAGCACCAUGCGCAGCAAAUGCGAGAAGGCUACAUGUCCGGCGGGAUGAGGCCGCCGCUUGGCGGCCUUGGAGGGCAGAUGAUGGAUCCGAUGAUGGGCCGAAAUGAGCUAGAAGAUGCCUGGCAAGCUGGGCCUGGAAUGCGUGGGCCAAGAAUGGGACCAGGUCCUGGUCCGACCAUGUCCGAGCAGUUCAUGCAGCACAUGGCGAGCCCUGGUGCGAUGGGUGCAGAGCCCGGGCUCUUCGACAAGCCGACUUUUCGGAAAGCAGACACGUGGCACGGCGGUGGGCCAGUGCAUGCAGGGCCCAACCCAUGGGCGCAGGAGUUUGCUGCGGGACCUGCCAUGGCUGGGCCAAUGAUGAGUCCAAAUGCACCUCUGGAUCUCGAGAAUGCCUGGCAAGCUGGGCCUGCGCAGAAUCCCGCGGCGCUGCAUCCUGCGUCCAUGGACGGCGCCUGGAAGCAGGCACAGGCCGGACCUGCAGGUGCUGCGAUGUCCAGCACCGGCCCAAUGGGCCCCAUGAUGGGUCCGAUGAUGGGCAUGGGCAUGAGCAUGGGACCCAUGAUGGGCAUGGGCAUGGGCAUGGGCCCCAUGCUUCGGGGGCCGCAAACCGGCCCCUUGAUGCCGGCGCCAGCUAUGGCAGCUGCAGCACCUGCGCCUGCAGUGACUGCAGAUGUUGCUGCCAAGCAGGCUGCACCGAUCGAGACAAUCACAGAAGAGGCACCGCAGGUUGAAGAAGCGGACCUUGGGCAAGCUGCCCAAAUGGUGGACAUGCUCAGAAACAGUGGGAACACCAAGCUCGCCAACUCCAAAUUCGUGAACUUCAUUGACUUGGUCAGCAAGGGGGAUCUCCAGUUCAAAGAGAACACCGUCAUUGACAGAGAGGGAAACCAAGUAGACUGGGAGGCGUUGUACGACACUGACCUGGCCACUGCAUCGUCCACUGACAGAGCUCAGAUGGAGACAAUGUGGAAAGCUUCAGCCGACGGGUCAGGUAUGGAGGCUGUGCUGAACAGGGCCGGCAUGAACCAUCCACUAGGGAUGGAGGACUUCGAGGGAGAUCUUAACUUCGGAAUGGCCAAUCGAGAGGCUCUGCAGGAGAUGCUCGGCAGCCGAGAGGAGGCAGAUGCUGCUCUUGAGCAGAUGCUACGAGGCUUUGAUAAUUUCGAUCCCAUGACCAUGGAUCUCGGUGCCAUCCAAAGGGCGAAGGAGUACCAGUUUGCAGAAGAGAACCCCUUCAGUGAAAUCACGGACCCCCUUGCGGAGGCCAUCAGGCUCAUCAGAGAAGGGCGCGACCGUGAGGCACUUCUUUGUCUGGAGUCCGAGGUCCAGCGAAACCCGGAAAGCUCAGAAGGCUGGAGGAUGCUUGGUCAGCUCUACGCACAGCUUGACCAAGACGUAGAGGCAAUUCAAUGUCUGAGGAAAGGUCACGAGGUUGAUCCCUACAACUUGGAUAGCUUGCUUGCCUUGGGUGUCAGCUGCACGAACGAGCUGGAUCAGCUGCAAGCGCUGCGCUACUUGCGGACGUGGCUCGAAAACCACGAGGAUCACCAGGCCCUCGUAGAGGGAAUUGAAGUUCCUCCGGAUUUCGAGUACGACGCGUGGCGCCGCCAAGUCACCGAACUCUUUCAGCGGGCUGCAGAGGCUCACCCUCACGAUGCCGACGUCUUCGUAGCAUUGGGUGUCAUGGAGAAUAUCAACAGAGACUUCGAAGCGGCUGUUCAGGCACUUGCCACUGCAUGUCGGCUGAGACCGAGCGAUCCUACUGUUUGGAACAAGCUCGGUGCCACUUUGGCAAACUCUGGCAAGAGUGAGGCGGCCGUUGUGGCUUACCAUCAAGGGCUGGAGCUGAAGCCCAACUAUGCUCGAAGUUGGUCGAACAUGGCCAUCGCGCAUGCCAAUUUAGGGAAGCACAAGGAUGCAGCGCGUUUGUACCUGUCAUCUUUAGUGCUGAAUCCGGAAGCCACGCACAUUUGGAACUUCUUACAGAGCGCAGUGCUGAACAUGAACAUGGACAGUCAGUACGCUCUCGAGGCAACGGAGGCCAUUGAGCAGAGAGAUCUGAAAGCAGCCACGCAGAUCAUUGAGGGUGUCCUCGAUCCGGCAAAGCUGCCGAAGCCGCUUGACCAUCCCACCAGGCCGCCUGAUGAGAUUCUGUCCUCCAUUGGGUUCUGA
Messenger RNA from Symbiodinium sp. CCMP2456, 2262 nucleotides. Lineage: Eukaryota; Dinophyceae; Suessiales; Symbiodiniaceae. The record is from the annotation of a GenBank genome assembly.